This is a messenger RNA of Peromyscus eremicus (cactus mouse), 6742 nucleotides long. It is a transcript of the gene Kif13b, whose product is annotated as kinesin family member 13B. Gene Ontology annotation, biological process: regulation of protein localization; microtubule-based movement. Gene Ontology annotation, cellular component: adherens junction. Bases 32 to 5389 code for a protein of 1785 amino acids. The transcript is spliced from 37 exons. Lineage: Eukaryota; Metazoa; Chordata; Mammalia; Rodentia; Cricetidae. Gene Ontology annotation, molecular function: ATP binding; microtubule motor activity; microtubule binding. The record is from RefSeq and is a predicted model, not a curated record.
GAUAUUUGCUUAUGAUCACUGUUUCUGGUCCAUGGAUGAAUCCGUCCGAGAGAAGUAUGCAGGUCAAGAUGAUGUUUUCAAUUGCCUUGGAGAGAACAUCCUUCAGAACGCAUUUGAUGGCUACAACGCCUGUAUCUUUGCCUACGGGCAGACAGGGUCUGGAAAGUCUUAUACCAUGAUGGGCACAGCCGACCAACCUGGACUAAUCCCCAGACUCUGCAGUGGACUCUUCGAACGAACCCAGAAGGAGGAAAAUGAAGAGCAGAGCUUUAAAGUCGAGGUGUCCUACAUGGAGAUUUAUAAUGAAAAAGUCCGAGACCUUCUUGACCCCAAAGGAAGCCGUCAGACCCUGAAGGUGAGAGAGCACAGUGUGUUGGGACCCUAUGUGGAUGGACUUUCUAAACUGGCUGUCACAAGCUACAAGGAUAUUGAGUCCCUGAUGUCCGAGGGCAACAAGUCUCGGACAGUUGCCGCCACCAACAUGAAUGAAGAGAGCAGCCGGUCCCACGCAGUCUUCAAAAUCACCCUGACGCACACUCUGUAUGAUGUGAAGUCUGGGACAUCUGGAGAGAAAGUGGGCAAGCUAAGCUUAGUGGAUUUAGCUGGCAGUGAACGAGCCACGAAAACUGGAGCUGCAGGCGACCGGCUGAAGGAGGGCAGCAACAUCAACAAGUCCCUCACAACCUUGGGUCUGGUUAUCUCAGCCCUAGCCGAUCAGGGUGCUGGUAAAAACAAAAAUAAAUUUGUUCCUUAUCGGGACUCCGUUCUCACAUGGCUGCUCAAGGACAGUCUGGGGGGUAAUAGCAAGACCGCCAUGGUGGCCACUGUGAGCCCAGCCGCUGAUAACUAUGACGAAACCCUGUCAACCCUGAGGUAUGCUGAUCGAGCAAAGCACAUCGUCAACCACGCUGUGGUGAACGAGGAUCCUAACGCGAGAAUUAUCCGAGAUCUCCGGGAAGAGGUGGAGAAGCUCCGGGAGCAGCUGACCAAGGCAGAGGCAAUGAAAUCUCCGGAGUUGAAAGACCGUCUGGAAGAAUCCGAGAAGCUCAUCCAGGAAAUGACUGUGACCUGGGAGGAGAAACUAAGGAAGACUGAGGAGAUCGCACAGGAGCGGCAGAAGCAGCUUGAGAGCCUUGGGAUAUCUCUUCAGACUUCUGGAAUCAAAGUUGGGGACGACAAGUGCUUCCUGGUUAACUUGAACGCUGACCCCGCUCUGAAUGAGCUCCUGGUGUACUACUUAAAGGAGCACACACUGAUAGGGUCAGCAAAUUCCCAGGACAUCCAGCUCUGCGGGAUGGGCAUUCUUCCCGAGCACUGUAUCAUAGACAUCACGCCUGAAGGCCAGGUCAUGCUGACCCCUCAGAAGGACACCAGAACAUUUGUAAAUGGGUCUUCUGUCUCCAGCCCCAUCCAGCUGCACCAUGGGGACAGGAUACUUUGGGGAAACAACCAUUUCUUCAGACUCAACCUGCCAAAAAAGAAAAAGAAAGCUGACCGAGAGGAUGAGGAGCAUGAGACCUCCCUGAAGAACGACAGCAGUUGUGAGCACCUGGAUGCUGAUGGGGACUCCUCCAGUGAGGUGUCCAGCGAGGUCAACUUCAACUUCGAGUAUGCACAGAUGGAGGUGACCAUGAAGGCCCUUGGCAGCAACGAUCCAAUGCAGUCCAUAUUGAACAGCCUAGAACAGCAGCAUGAGGAGGAAAAGCGGUCUGCUCUGGAGCGCCAGAGGCUCAUGUACGAACAUGAGCUGGAACAGCUCCGAAGAAGGCUGUCUCCUGAGAGGCAGAACUGCCGAGGUGUGGACCGGCUCUCCUUCCACUCACCCAGUGCCCAGCAGCGCCUGAGACAGUGGGCUGAGGAGAGAGAAGCAACAUUGAAUAACAGCUUGAUGAGGCUGAGGGAGCAGAUUGUAAAGGCCAACCUGCUGGUGCGAGAAGCUAGUUACAUUGCAGAGGAGCUGGAUAAAAGAACUGAGUAUAAAGUUACCCUGCAGAUUCCAGCCUCCAGCCUGGAUGCCAACAGGAAGCGAGGCUCUCUCCUCAGUGAACCUGCCAUCCAGGUGAGAAGGAAAGGCAAAGGAAAGCAGAUUUGGUCUUUGGAAAAGCUGGAAAACAGGCUUCUGGAUAUGCGAGACCUCUACCAGGAGUGGAAGGAGUGUGAGGAAGACAGCCCGGUCAUCCGGUCCUACUUCAAGCGUGCUGACCCAUUCUAUGAUGAGCAGGAAAAUCACAGUCUAAUUGGUGUGGCCAAUGUCUUCCUGGAGACCCUGUUUUAUGAUGUGAAGUUACAGUAUGCUGUGCCAAUCAUCAACCAGAAGGGAGAGGUGGCAGGUCGACUGCAUGUGGAGGUCAUGCGGCUCAGCGGGGCCAUCGGGGAGAGGAUUGUAGGAGGCGAUGAUGCUACAGAGGUCAACUCUGAAAAGGAAGCCCAGGAGAACAGGCUGGUCUGCAUGGUUAAAAUACUCCAAGCCACAGGGUUGCCGCAGCAUCUGUGCCACUUUGUAUUCUGCAAAUACGACUUCUGGGAUCAGCAGGAGCCAGUGACUGUUGCCCCCGAAGUGGAUACCUCUUCGUCUCCCACCAGCAAGGAGCCACAGUGUAUGGUUGUGUUCGACCAUUGCAGUGAGUUCAAUGUGAAUAUCACAGAAGACUUCAUUGAGUAUCUCUCAGAUGGGGCACUGGCCAUUGAAGUAUAUGGACAUAAAAUGAAUGAUCCUCGGAAAAACCCAGCCCUGUGGGAUUUGGGAAUCAUCCAAGCAAAAACAAGGAGUCUUCGGGACAGGUGGAGUGAAGUCACCAGGAAGUUGGAAUUCUGGGUUCAGAUCUUGGAACAGAAUGAGAAUGGUGAAUACUGCCCUGUGGAAGUGAUUGCCGCAAAAGAUGUCUCAACAGGAGGGAUCUUCCAGCUCCGGCAGGGGCAGUCCCGGCGAGUUCAGGUCGAAGUGAAGUCUGUGCAGGAGUCAGGGACCUUACCACUGAUGGAGGAGUGCAUAGUGUCGGUCGGCAUCGGGUGUGUGAAAGUUCGACCACUCAGGUCCCCCAAGACCCACGAGGCCUCCCAUGAGGAAGAGGAGGACAUGGACAGCUACCAGGAUAGGGAUUUAGAGAGGCUGCGUAGAAAAUGGCUCAAUGCAUUAACCAAGCGUCAAGAAUACUUGGAUCAGCAACUGCAGAAGCUCGUCAGUAAACGUGACAAAACUGAGGAUGAUGCCGACCGAGAGGCACAGCUCCUGGAGAUGCGGCUGACGCUCACAGAGGAGAGAAAUGCAGUGAUGGUGCCCUCUGCUGGCAGUGGCAUUCCAGGGGCACCAGCAGAAUGGACCCCAGUGCCUGGAAUGGAGACCCACAUUCCUGUCAUAUUCCUGGACUUAAACGCCGAUGAUUUCAGCUCUCAGGAUAAUCUUGAUGACCCAGAAGCCGGAUGGGAUGCUACCCUGACUGGGGAAGAGGAGGAGGAGUUCUUUGAGCUGCAGAUUGUGAAACAGCAAGAUGGGGAGGCAAAGGCAGAGGCCUCCUGGGACUCCGCAGUGCACAGCUGUCCUCAGCUCAGUAAAGGCACUCCUGCUGAUGAGCGAGUGUUCCUCAUCCUGCGAGUGACCGUCCAGCUCAGCCAUCCUGCCGACAUGCAGCUGGUCCUACGCAAGAGGAUUUGUGUCCAUGUUCACGGGCGCCAGGGCUUUGCUCAAAGUCUGCUAAAAAAGAUGUCUCAUCGGAGCUCUAUUCCUGGCUGUGGAGUGACCUUUGAAAUUGUCUCCAAUAUCCCAGAGGAUGCCCAGGGAGUGGAGGAGCGAGAGGCACUGGCAAGGAUGGCAGCUAACGUGGAAAACCCAGCUUCUGCUGACUCCGAGGCCUAUAUUGAGAAGUACUUGAGGAGUGUGCUGGCUGUGGAAAACCUCCUGACUUUAGAUCGCCUUCGUCAGGAAGUGGCUGUGAAGGAGCAGCUGACAGGGAAGGGGAAGCUGAACCGGAGGAGUAUUAGCUCUCCCAGCAUGAACAGAUUGUCUGGGAGCCGGCAGGAGCUUAGCCCGUCCCACAGUCUGGGCAGCAACAAGGGCCGGUGGGAAAGUCAACAGGAUGUAUCCCAAACACUAGUUUCCAGCGGAAUAGCUUCAGGGCCUUCACCUCGCCCUGCUUCUCCCCAAAGUAACCAGUCUCCCGAUCCUGGACUGGGUGGCUUAGCAGCCUCUUACUUGAACCCCGUGAAGUCCCUGGUGCCACAGAUGCCAAAGCUGCUGAAGUCGCUCUUCCCUGUCCGUGAUGACAGGAGGGCCAGACACUCGUCUCCCCUCGCACACCAGCCCGUGCCCCGAAUCUUGGUGCAGCCAACCUUCUCAGAUGCCCGGGCAACAAGGACAGAGGAGGUUCACCGAGGCAGCCCUGUGCCUGGUGGGGCUUUGGAGUCCAUGGUGCCGACGGUGGGCCCCGCAGUAAAGAUCUGCGACAAACCUGUCAAAGUGUCUUCCUCUCCAUCUACCGUGGUGGUUACUCAAGCCCCAGAAGGGCAGGAUGGACCCCCCAGCCCCUUGAGCGAAGCUUCUAGUGGCUACUUCUCUCACAGCGUCUCUACUGCCACCUUAUCAGAGACGUUCACUCUAGGCCUCGACACCUCAGGCCCCGGCAACCAGACACCUGGGUCCCCCUCUGCCCCGAGUCAGGUCACCCCAGAGCCUGAGCUGGCUUUCCUCUCCUGUACACAGAGCCAUCCACCUGCCCCGGAGGAGCCCCAGGUACUGCCUGCCACACCUAGUCAAAGCACAGAGCUGGAGGUUCCCAGACCACCUCUUCUUUCUGAACCCACAUCUACAGUGCCCCCCACAUCCCCAUUCCGAAUCCGGAAAGUGCGGACCUCAGAGCUUAAGUCCUUCACGGGCAUGCUGGGGGGUGUCUCCUCUGGCGCUGAGGAGGACCCACUGGCUUCAGAAGAGCUCAGUAAUGCUGGGGGACAAGCCCUGGGGAGGCUGGAAGUGACAUCCGACUCUGAGGAGGCCAGCGAAGUCCCUGAGUGGCUCAGAGAGGGAGAGUAUGUUGUUGUGGGCACCAACAAGACGGGUAUUGUGAGGUACAUUGGACCCACUGAUUUCCAGGAGGGAACAUGGAUUGGUGUGGAGCUGGACCUGCCUUCAGGAAAGAAUGAUGGCUCCAUUGGCGGGAAGCAGUAUUUCAGAUGCAACCCUGGCUAUGGGCUGCUGGUGAGGCCAAGCCGGGUCCGCAGGGCUGCAGGCCCUGGGCGCAGGCGCAGUGCAGGGCUCCAGCCUCAGGGAGCCCCAGAGGCCCGCAGGAGUGCUACCAUCUCGGGCUCUGCCACCAACCUGGCCUCACUGACAGCUGCAUUGGCCAAGGGCGACCGGAGCCACAAGAACCCCGAGAACCGGAAGUCCUGGGCCAGCUGAACUGCACCUCCUCUGGUGGACACUGAUGGGAAGGGAAAGAGCUGGCAGCUCCCUGGAGGACACCCCUCCCAUGGGAGCAGGGCCAUGAAUGCUUUUUGCACGAUGCAGGGAUGGUGGACAGCCUGGUCUCCGUCCUCCCUGGGAACCUGGAAGCUGCAUUUCUUCCUCUACUUGAAGAAGGCAGGGGCCCCUCAGCUGUGCUCCUCCGGUUGGGGGUGGAAGGUUCUGGGAGCCCAGAGACUUGUGGGAUGGUAGCUGGGUAGCAGGGCUGGAGUCAGGCCAGCUCCUCCCUGCCUGCCUGAAAUGAGGGCGUCCCAGCCAGGUUUGUUGGGCUUCCCUUUUCCUUAUUCUGCUGACUUUACUAAUGUCUUAGUUUGUGUCUUGCCCUUCACACACAGGAAUUCAUUCUCCUGCCCGGGGACCAGCACCCACACCAUCCUCUGUGCGCCGGCCGGGUGCUUCCUCAGUCCCCCAACCAUGUCCCAUCCUUCUGUGGGGCACACAGGGCUUCUGGGGGACAUCUCUGCAGGUGUCCAAUCUUUACAGCAGAAAGUCUUUUCUGUUGGCUGUUCAUUUCCUAACAGGAUGCUUGACCUCUAUUUAUUUAAUUUAUUCUUUUCAAAACUGAAAUGACUCGUGAACCACAACUGCUGUCUGUCAGAGGGUGUUCGCCUAGGGCCUGCCUUGCACUGGCCUCUGGCUACCUGGAGCUGCAGCCUCUUGGUGGCUGCUGGAGGUGGCCAGCAAAUGAAGCCACCCUUGUGUUGCUUGUCUGCAGAUGCAUUGUGACCUUAUUGUCACUGGGGUGAAGGCAGACCCUGGGGUUGGACACAGCUCAGGCCAUCAACACCUCGUUUGGAUCUGCCAUGUUUCAGGGAACAACUGGGUAGUGUUUGACUCCAUGAUAAUUCCUAAACCCUGACUACACCUGGGCCAGCAGCUGGGCAGCUAGGCAGUGAGGAGACAACUGUCCUCAUUUUCCUUCCUCGGAUAUGUGCUGCCGCCAUGGUCUAUCCCAAGGCAUUACCGACCACCUCUUUGCUGGGAUGUGUGUGGCCUCUGAGUCUGUGUAGGGGGCUGAGCGGGCAGGUCAAAGCCACCCAGUCUCUGUUGUCCCAGGCCCUGCCCUAUGUCAGAAUUUACACCAGGUAUUCUUGGCAGCUUGUUGUAAGUUUUGACUCUCAGAAUCUUUGAUUUUUCAACAAGGUUUCUUUGUCUAACAGUCCUGGCUGUCCUGGAACUCACUUUGUAGAACAGGCUGGCCUCAAAUUCACAGAGAUCUGCCUGCCCCUGUGACCCUUAAGAACCACACCCAGAAAGCUUUUGUUGAGGAAUUGGUUCAGUGAGGAUUUA